UACCCUCUCACCGGAUCGCUUUACUCACCGGCGAACACGCAGCGAUCCAAGAAAAGCAAAGAGGUUUGUUUGCAUCGAGCUGGUUGGUUGGGUUGGGUUGGUUUCUUGGACUGGCCCGGAUGCGCAUGGCGAGGUGGUGCGUGGGGUGGCCGGCGUCGGCGACGGAGAAGGGGUGUCGGGAUGGGCUGACGUGGCAGGCGGAGCUGAGGCCGCACGCGGCGGGGGAGUUCUCGAUGGCGGCGGCGCAGGCCAACGCGGAGAUGGAGGACCAGGCGCAGGUCAUGCCGUCGCCGGAAGCCACGCUCGUCGGCGUCUAUGACGGCCAUGGCGGCCCCGACGCCUCCCGCUUCCUCCGCUCUCGACUCUUCCCCCUCGUCCACGAGUUGGCGGCAGAACACGGCGGCGCGGUGACCGCCGAGGUGAUGCGGAAGGCGUUCCUGGCGGCCGACGAGGAGUACUUGCAGCUGCUCCGGUGGUCGCUGCCGAACAUGUCACGCGCGGCCGCCUCGGGCUCCUGCUGCCUCCUGGGCGCCAUCUCCGACGACACGCUCUACGUCGCCAACGCCGGCGACUCCCGCGCCGUCCUCGGCCGCCGCGCGGCGACCGCCGGGCGCGGUCAGGUCGUCGCCGAGCGGCUAUCCACCGAGCACAACGUGGCCUCCGAGGAGGUGCGGAGGGAGCUCGCCGCGCUCCACCCCGACGACGGAGAGGUCGUCGUGCACGCCCGCGGCGCGUGGAGGGUGAAGGGGAUCAUCCAGGUCGCGCGCUCCAUCGGCGACGUGUACCUCAAGACGCCUGAGUUCAGGCGCGACGCGGCGGUGCAGCGGCGGUGCAGCCCCCGCGCCGUCGACCUGACGCGGCCGGUCGUCACCGCCGAGCCGUCCGUCCACGCCCGCAAGCUAAAGCCGGGCGUCGACCUGUUCGUCGUCUUCGCCUCCGACGGCCUAUGGGAGCACCUCUCCGACGACGAGGCGGUGCGGCUGGUGUCCAAGAACCCGAGGAGAGGCGUGGCGGGGGCGCUGGUGCAGGCGGCGUUCAAGGAAGCGGCGAGGAAGCGGGAGGUGAGGCGCGGCGACCUGUGGCGGAUCGAGCGAGGGGUGAGGCGGCACUUCCACGACGACAUCGCCGCCGUCGUCGUCUUCCUCGACCUCGACAACGACGGACGCCGCGCGCGCCGCCGCGGCAAGGUCGUCCACUCCACCAGCAGCUGCUGCAGCAGCAACACGCCGCUCGACGUCUACAGCUUCUUCAACUCCGGCGCGUGAACAACCAUCAAUAUCGAUUCCAACGUAUAAACACUGUAUGAAUACAUGUGUUUUUUCCAAAUGAAUCUAAGACAUAUCAGAUUCAUUUGAAGAAAUACACACAAAUAUUUAUAUUUUGGAAUGAAGAUGGUAUAUUUUCCGUUCAUGUUCUGUUAGUAUUUUUAUUUUACAUUUUUAUAAGUAGAACCAAAUAAGUUAAUGUGUUGGAAGCAUGGUAAUAUGAGACUGAGGCCGGGUUCGGCAGUACCUUCUU
Molecule: messenger RNA, 1518 nt
Organism: Oryza brachyantha (malo sina)
Lineage: Eukaryota; Viridiplantae; Streptophyta; Magnoliopsida; Poales; Poaceae
Product: probable protein phosphatase 2C 61
Exons: 2
Coding region: 120-1265 (381 amino acids)
Biological process (GO): protein dephosphorylation
Molecular function (GO): cation binding; protein serine/threonine phosphatase activity
Source: RefSeq, a predicted model, not a curated record